AUGCUUUUCCUUUUUCUGGUUGUUGUGUACAGCCAGUCGAACUGUAGUUUAGGAUGUGUCGACACAUGUAUUUCGCCUUACACAUGUGGGUUAUGCAAAGAAGGGUAUGACAAUGACAAUUCUUGUUUAUAUUGUGUUUCACAGAAAGUUUCUGGUGGUAUUUUCUUAGAGAGUUCCGACGGGUGCACUUAUUAUGACAAAGUUACAUCAGCAACAACUUGGUAUCCGCAGACGGACAUUAUCAACUUUGUUGAGAACGACACAAAAGUCCUUUCCAUCAACACAAAUAGUUAUGUCGACUUCGGCCCAUGUACUUUUCCAUCCAACAAUUAUCGUUUGUGUCAGUGGGCAACCGUCAAUCUGUCGACUUUCACUAACACCGUUUUUGUGAUGAAAAUUAAACGGAAAGAAACAGCAGAGAGUAAGCACCCGACUCUAUUUGUCGACUUCACACCCUCCCAAACGAGUGCUAUAAUACCCGAUUGUUUUGUAAGAAGUGAAAUACAAAGUGACAGUGGGAUUGUUACUAUUCCAUUAGCUUCUGUUCCCAAAUCAACGGUAUUGUUAUAUGUUUACUUUUCAAUUAACGGCCUUGAUACUGUGGACAUGGAAGUCAGUGUAUUCUCUGAUGGAAAUUAUACCGACUAUAUUCAAGGUGUUGUUUUUAAUCAAGAAAUGCUCAAUCAACUGUAUUUCUACCCAGAUACAAAUUACACAGUUGUAUUCAAUUUUUCAAAUAUCACAAAUUUCCACCCCGCUCUCUGUGGGUCCAACGUAAGAGGAAAAUUUGGGUAUUUGGAAUUGUACUUAAGAGGAGACUAUACCAUUUCUAUUAACUCCACAGAGGAUAACAGAAACUUGUAUUUAAUAGAGGUAGACUCGUACUUACACUGUUUUAGGGUGUGGACCGGAGAGAGACAUGGCGAAUACGUGAUGAAUAAUAACAGUGGAAUUUACGUCACUUUCAAUGCGAGCAAUUCACCGUUCAGAAGACAGUUUCUAGUUGCGUCGCCGGACUUUUCGUACGAGCCAAAACUUGUUAUCAAAGCGAUAUGCCCGGACCACUGUAACUCGAUUAAUGGGAAUGGAGCGUGUUUCGUCACAACGGGGGAGUGUGUGUGCAACGAUGGGUUUAUAGGGAGAGACUGUCACCGGAGUUGUUGGUAUAACAAUAAAUGGGUAUAUGGUGAUGGUGUAGGGAUGUGCUACCAUGGAACAGAGCACUGUGACGAUUAUUGUGUAUGUGAGAGUGGGUACAUUAAUGAUAAUCAUUACUGUUUGAGUCGUUCGUGUAUUAACAGUGACAUGAGUUCGAUGAAGAAAUAUGAGUGUGAUCGAAACACGGAGAAUUGCAUGUUCAAUUGUACAUGUCAAGAAGGGUAUAUAAGUGUUAAUCAUCGUUGUGCGUUAAUUACAUGUGGGAACGACGUUUUAGAUGUUGGAGAGAAGUGUGAUGGUGUGCCAAAUUGUUCAGAGAUGUGUGAGUGUAUAAAUGAAUAUGAAGAAGAAGGUGUACUUAAUAAGUGUGUCAAAAAGAGUAUGCCUGCAUAUGUAAUAGUCGCCAUAGUUGUAUCUAUCACACUCUUCUUUGUUUUAGUAGUUAGUGUCACGUGUGGGAUCAUCAUCUUCAUAUUAACACGAAAGAAACCUGAAGAGAAAAUAGACUUAGAACGACAACCUUCGUACUACUUUACAACGUCGCGGUCUGUGAAUUUGGUACAAGACUCUACAAAUGAUAUCCCAAUCAAAUUCUACUUGUCAAAGAAAACAUUGGACUUUGGGAAUCCAACAAUACCCACCGAAAUAUUAACGACACGAUACGAGAAUAUCUCGUUCAGAAACAAGUCCCUCUCUAAAUCAAUGAUGGUCAUAUUUCAUACACCAAAUGACCCAAAAUUCAUACUCAAUUUUAAACCACAAGUCCUCUUUCUCUCACCUAUUUCAAAGGCUAAGACAGUCACUGCUCUUAUUACUAUAUUAUGCACCACGAAGAUAAGAGGAGUGCAGAUACCAUACACAGUCUGGUUUGCACAAUCGCGAAGUGUCCUCGAACGCAUUGAAAGAAUCUUAGUCAACAAAAGUAUACAAACGUGGACACAACUCGACCAAAUUUCACUUGACAAAGAACAAGUUGAUGUGACUCUGAAGUACAACGGAUACCUCAAAAUAGCAACAGACGCAGCGGCUUCAAUGUACAUCGACUUGGACGAAUUGGAUCUGAGAACAACACCAUUUGAAGAGAAUGACCACCAUAAGUUGUUUCUAGGGAGUUACAGAGGUAUUGUAGUCUGUGUGAAAGAGAUUUGUUCCUUGAAGUUUACUGAGGAGCAAUGGGAAGUCGUCAAAGAGGAGAUGUUAAAAGUGUGUCAAAUCCAAGCGAAGUUACGCAACCCAUUUAUAGUGAAUUACAUCGGGAAUGUGAGUUAUACAAAAGACAUUUACGUCGUCUCACAGUUUUAUACAUGCGGGUCGCUCGACACGUUCAUAUAUACGAAAAAAGAUCUGGACAACGUCGUUCUCCCCUUUGAACUCAAAAUGAAAAUGUUACUUGAUAUAGCGAAGGGAAUGCACUUCUUACACUACAACAACAUGCUCCAUUUGAACCUUAAACCAUCUAAUUUGAUGAUCAAUUCAGUCGACAAAGACUCUGCGUGUUGUAUUAAAAUAGCAGACUUUGUAUCCACACCCAAGCUUCAAAAUAUCAAAGAAGAAGUUGGCCGCGUUUGUACGGAAUAUUGUGCUCCAGAGUUUUUCAUCAACAAUUUCCAGAAACAGACGGACGUCUACUCAUACGGAGUCGUUGCUUUCGAACUCUUCUUUCAAAAGAAAGUCAAGUUAUUGGUUGUCGACGGGAAAGAGAAAUUGGGGAAGAUCAAUACACUGUCUUUGUAUGAACACUCCACGCCAAAGGCCUUUAAAGAGUUGGUCGAAAACUGUUUAAGGAGUGACUGGAACAAAAGACCAACAUCUUCAAUUGUCCUCGAUGAAAUUCAGGAAGUCUUAAGGUCGUCGAAGAUAUACAAAAACCUCGACGACGGCGUCGACUUGGCAAAGCUCGAUAACUUUGUCGAAAUGAAACAACAGCAAUCGAAUUGCGACAUGAUGAUGAACUAA
Molecule: messenger RNA, 3114 nt
Organism: Entamoeba invadens IP1
Lineage: Eukaryota; Evosea; Mastigamoebida; Endamoebidae
Product: serine-threonine protein kinase, putative
Exons: 1
Coding region: 1-3114 (1037 amino acids)
Biological process (GO): protein phosphorylation
Molecular function (GO): ATP binding; protein kinase activity
Source: RefSeq, a predicted model, not a curated record